Salvia hispanica is the source of this 3736-nucleotide messenger RNA. The record is from RefSeq and is a predicted model, not a curated record. NCBI's taxonomy places the organism in Eukaryota, Viridiplantae, Streptophyta, Magnoliopsida, Lamiales, Lamiaceae.
CUCUAUUCUGCGAUUCUCUGUUUUUGAAUUCAUUUCACGCAUUCAUAUUGGUUCUACUGUUUUUUAUGAUCAAUUUGUUCCCACCAUCUCAAAUAGGGAGUAGUACUAGCUUAUUUGUUCUUUUCAUUAUGAAAUUGCUUGGAUUAUUCAUUCCCAUUUAUAAUACUCCCAAAUCCCUAUCUAAGUAUGAAAAUUUUGAACUGAAUCUUUACUAAAGCAGCUUUCAUAAUUUUACCUAAUGAGUUCCAAUCUAUAUAUUUGGUUCACAAAUUUGCCUAUUUGGUUCAUUAAACUGAUAAAAUUGAUCAUAUUAAAAAAAACAACAGAUAAUGCAUCAAACUUGAUCAUGUAUCAAACACUUCAUAUAUCUGAUAGCAUUUACGCAAAUGUCUUGAUGAAUUCUCAGUUUUAGCUUAGAUGAGCUUCGAACAAAUGGUCUCAAGCUAGAUGUUUUUAUUGCAUGAUUUAGCUUUACAUUCUGGGCAGCAAACAAAGCAUGCAGCCGAUUCACAGCUGCCGUGUUCAUGCCAACAUGAUACCUACAUUGACUUUUUUUAUUCCUUCUCUAGUUGCCGUUUACAGACAUAUGCUACAUUGCCUGUGUUAUACUAGUAUAUUACAUCAGCAGGUUAUAAAUGGACCACUUUAAUUUUCAGAUUCUUAGAUUUAGUUAGAAAUAUAAAUAGAAGUCUUUACAAGUCAGUUUGUGUUACUUGUUCUGAAUAUUCAUUCAAGAGAAAGAAAUUAAUAAGCUUCUUUCCACUUGUUUUCUGGUUGUUCUUGUGAAAGGCCUUGACCAUGCCAGCUGCAAUUAAUCACACACACGAAUAAAUUAUAGUGAUAUGAUGAAAUAAGCAAUGAAAGAGUAAGAAUGGGAAAUAAUGAAGAACCAUGAAUAUGAAAAUCCUAUAUAUACAGCUCUUCUUGAUAUUGGGUAGAGAAUUAGCCAGAAACCUGUAAAAAUCCUCGCCCUGCCACUAUUGCAGGAACUCGAGCCUGCAGCUCAAGCCGAAGGUGUGGCCCUGUGCAACCAACACACACCUCUCGCCCAAUGAGAGGGCGAGUAUGGAACACACGCGAUGCGCGUGACUUGUUUUAAAUUUUAGGCAUUUUCAAUUUUUAGAACUGAAAUUCGAAAUUUUACACUCCAUAUAUCUAAUUUUUGUUUAAAUAUAUCAGCAGUUACAUUUUAUUUUAUUUUUUUUCGAAAUAGUCUUUGCAACUGUUAUAGUGUUAUUUUCAAAUUAAAAUUGAAUUUAGACAGUUGAUAGGGUAAAACUAUAAUUCAAGAAGUUUCUUUAACUUGAGUGAUCUCAAUUGUAGUUAGCUCUAUAAUACUUGUUCAUCAAGAUCCAAGUCACCAUAUAUUUAAAACAGCUGUGCUUUAAAGUGUCUACAGAGCAGGAAAGGAAUGAUGGACCUAAUACUUUGAGCAUAUACUUUGCUCUAAUUUGAAGUUUGUAGGAUUUUUUUUUAAUUAAAAUGACCAUAAUGUCUUGAUCCUUUUCACAUUUAUAUUUUGUUUGAUUCAUUACCUCAAUUUUAGUACAAACGAUAUUCGUUAAUUUCCUUGAUUGAUGCAUUACUUGGUGAACUCUAUCGAACCAGUGGGGUCGGUGAGCUAGCCUACAAAGACGUUUGAUUUCUGGAAACAUACAGCAUAAGUGUUUCUCAUCUCCUCUAACACACACACACACACACACACAGAGAGAGAGAGAGAGAUGCAGGAGGAGAGUAUUGCUCACUUUGUUCAUGAGCAUCCUCUGACGCUUAUUCAAAGUGAUAACAACGAUUUUUGCUAUGGGUGUGGUAGAUAUUUCUUUGAAGAGGCAGCCUACGGAUGCACCAAAUGCGGUAAUAAGAAAUACUUGCACACCGACUGUGCAGAAAGGCCGACUAAGAUUACACAUUCUAGGCACCCACAACACACACUCGUCCUCAAAUUAGCUGACACUUCAAGGAAGUGUGCAGCGUGUCAAUAUGAUGUAGGGAAUAUUGGUUACUUUUGUACUAGUUCAGGUUGUGAGUUCCGAAUCCACAUUCAGUGUGAACUCGCUGCUGGUGUGAAGCACGUGGCCGAUGAGCAGAUAUGCAUACAGCACCCCAGCCACCCUCAACACCAACUCAUUCUCAUGAAGAAGCGCCAUUCUUUCAACUGCGAUGCCUGUGGCACCAUGGAGACGGGAAGAUCCUACGAAUGCCUCGCUUGCCAGUAUUGGAUACACGAGGACUGCGCCGCCUUGCCCCUCACUGCGGACUACAACCACCACCACCACCCUCUCUCUCUCGCUUUCUAUCUCCCAAUACAAUACAUUGUUCACAUCAAGUGUGCCACCAAUCCCCCCACUCCUACUGAAUCUCAUGAUGCAAACGAUCAAGUGGUUGCCUCGUUUCCAGUUUGCGACGUGCAUGAAGAUCUAAUCAAGCCGUUUGUUACCAGAGAAAGAGGACAAAUGGUAGUCGUCCCAGCUCCUGAUGGCCAAAAAUACUCAUUUCCUUUCCAUCCUCAUCCGUUGAGCUUAGUCUCAUCAUCCAUUUCAGAAAUCGAUGAUGACGACGGCGGCGACGAUGAAGAAGAUGAUGAUGAUCAUGAUGAUGAAGACGGUGAUGUUGAAUUAGCAUGUGAUGCCUGCACUAUGCCUAUAUUUCCAUACAAGAAACAUCAAUCAUCUUCAUCUUCGUCUUCGUAUAGGUACAUGAGGUGUGGAGAAUGCAAAUACUUUCUCCACUUGGCGUGCUUCAACUUACCGCCAGAGCUCCCCUCUCAUCCGUUUCACAAACCUCAUCAUAACCUAAUCCUUGAAGCUUGUCCCAAACUCAACUUCUGGGAAACAUGCAGCGUGUGUGACUACUUAUCAAAUGGACUGCUCUAUACUUGUAGAAAAUGCAACUUCAAAGUGGAUGUCAAGUGCGCUUCACUGCCUACAGCCAUCAAACACGAGGCGCAUCCAAACCACCAUCUUUAUCUCAAGUAUUUGCCCACCAGAGGAGAUGGCCGGCAAGGCGUCUGUCGCGGUUGUGUGUGCACGGUAUGGUUUGGUUUACUGUACAAAUGCGGCAGCUGCAAUUUCACUCUGUGCUCCAGAUGUAUAAUGCUGCCGCGGGUGAACAAGCACAGGUGGGAGAAGCACCCAUUGCCGCUGACGUAUGAAGGGAGAUUCAACCAUCCAGGCGACUUCUAUUGCGACGGCUGUGAAGUAGAAAUGAAUCCAAGGGAGUGGAUGUACCAAUGCGGCCGCUGUGAUACCUCCUUCCAUGCCUACUGCUUUCCUGAGGCAUCUGGUUAUUUUCGAAAUCUCAAGUUUGGGCAGCAGUACAACGUCAGGGGUGAUGUUCACCCUCAUCCUCUCACCUUUAAAAUUGUCACCACUAUACUGCGCUGCGACGUCUGUCGUUUCACAGUUCAAGGGCCUGAUGGUGCAGAUCCGGCUGGAUUCCAUUGCUCCUCGUGCAACUUCUUCAUGUGUAUGGACCGCUGCGUUAGUUGGCGCCUACCUCAAAUUCUCCCCGUUGAAUAACAACUUCUCUAACUUGUGUGUGUGUUUGUUAGCUUCAACAAUUAACUUGUGGAUUUGGCCAUUUACUAUCUUGAAUUUGAAUUGUCGUGUGAUGGUUUGAGUUUCUGUUAUUUGUUGAAUUUUUUAUACCUAAUAAAUUACCAUAUGCACUUGUAUUUGGGCUUCCGUUAAACAGAUUAUACUCAAUAUAUAUGGUGGGCUGCGUCUGCUUGAUCCAA